GGUCGGCGGGCGGAGCGGCGGUGAUAACGAUGAUGGCGGCCGGCACGGGCAAGCCCCGCCGGCGGCGCGCAGGAAACAAGCAUUCAGCUGCUCAGAAAAAUGAAGAUGCUGCUCAAAGGAAAGCAGCUCUGGAGGCUGCACUGAGACACAAGAUUGAAUGUGAGAAAAAAGCAUUGUCUAUUGUUGAGCAGCUCCUGGAAGAGGACAUUACUGAAGAGUUCCUUCUAAAUUGUGGAAAAUGCAUUACUCCAUCUCACUAUAAAGACGUUGUUGAUGAGCGAUCUAUCAUCAAACUGUGUGGUUAUCCUCUAUGUCAGAAUAAGCUGGAAAAUGUGCCAAAGCAGAAGUACAGAAUUUCAACAAAAACGAACAGAGUUUAUGAUAUCACUGAAAGAAAGUGCUUUUGCAGCAACUUUUGCUAUAGAGCAUCUAAAUAUUUUGAAGCUCAAAUUUCCAAAAGUCCAGUGUGGAUGAGAGAAGAAGAAAAACCACCAGACAUAGAGCUGCUGAAGGAGGGACGGAGCGGACGGUCUGGAGAAGAGGUGAAACUACGUGAUGAAGUAAUUAAAGCAUCUGACAUUGAAAAUCCUAGGAUAUCUCCCGAUCCAUGUGAAUCUGUUUCUCAUGACACAGCCAGUGACAGCAGCACUGAUACUGAACAAGAAUUUAUUUCGUCUGUCCUACCAGGAAGUCAGUCGAGUUCAGCCAAUUUUGCAGAGCAAUUGCACAGAAAAAGCAUCCUCAAAAAGAAGCAUGCUCAGAAAGUCCAUGCCAGCCCUAAAACUGAAGAUGCAGACGUGGUAGAAGCCACUGAACAACUCUCUCAUUGUAAAUUAGACGCUCGGGAAGAAAGGCACACUUGCUCUGUUCAUAAUGAAGUAACUGCACCACCUUCAGACAAUACUGCUUCUGGGAAAUCAAGUGCUUCAGAAAUCUUUGAAAAUACGUGUGGAUCACAGAUAGUUUUUCUAGGUGUGAGCAAAAGAGGAGCAGAACAUCUUAAAAGAACAUUAGCUAAGUCAACAGAACAUAACCCUGAACUGAGGCAUCCAGUUAAUUCCAAAGGCAGUUUACUAGAAGUGCUUAGGCAAACACUUAUGGAAUGGAGAACUGAGGAAACUUUAAAAUUUCUCUAUGGCCCAAACUAUACUUCUUUGUGUGCAUCAGAGUGCAUAGCAUCUGUCAACCAGGAGACUGAAGAACUUGAUGAGGAUGACUUAGAUACAGCUGAUGAUCUCAACAAUGUUGCUGUAGGGGAGUCUGAAAACAGUUUGAACUACUCUUUACCUUUCACGGGCUCAGGUGGAAUAGUUAAGCCUGUGCCUAGUUAUGAAAAGUUAAAAGAAGAAACAGAGUUCCUAGAACUCCGGGUAAAAGAGUUCUAUAAAGGAAGGUGUGUCUUGGCUGAGGAGGCAGCGACACAAGUGCAGACAGGGGAACAUCCAUGCAAAGACAGAGAUGAUCAACUGGAAGAUCUCACCUUCCCACUUGUUGAUUCAAAUGCACAAAUGCAGAUUAGGAAGCGAAUUGUCCUUGAAAAACUGAGAAAAGCAUUAUCUGCAGUUUUGGGCCCUCUUCAGAUUGCUUCAGGUGAUGUUUACACAGAGCUAAAAAAUCUUGUCAAAACUUUCCGGUUAACAAACAGAAAUAUUAUUCACAAAAUGCCUGAAUGGACUCUCAUUGCUAUUGUUUUGUUAUCUGUAUUGUCACAAACAACUCCACUUUUCAAGAAUACUCAGACAAGCCCAAUGUACACACAGUUCCUGACCACGUUACUGGAAGAACUGCAUUUCAAAAAUGAAGAUCUGGAAAGUUUAACAAGAAUAUUUAGAAUGGACUGACAACUUGAAUGGUCAGUCAACUUCAAGCUACUUUGUGUGUCUUAAAACCAAGCUGGUUAACCACAGGUUUAAUUUUCAGCAUUUUGUAAGUAUGUACAGUAACUACAGAUUGUAUCAGCUGGAGCAGAAAAUGUGUGAAGCACAUUUUAAAGUAAAGAAAUAUGUAUGGUAUGGAAAUGAGUGUCAUCAUUUUGUCACUUACAGUAAAUGCCAGCUGCUUACUUAUCACAAUUAUCUUUUGAUAAUGUAUGGUUGGCUUACUGCAAUUUUGAGGAAUUUUUAGUACCACAGUUUAUUAAAAAUUAAAAAAAAAUUAUGUGUGGCUACAAUGGUUAAGACUCAGCAGGUUUUUUUUAAUUAUUACAAUGAAAUUGUUCAGUUACAUUUUGUGAUAUUAAAUUAAGAGCCGUGUACUUUUUGCAUAAUGUUGAGAUAACAUUUUCCAUUCCAGGUAGGCCAAAAAAUUUAAGAGCAAAUACCUUAUUUUGAUCAUACUGAACUGAUUUAAUGAAUAUAGAUUAUAGUAUAUUACUGAUCUCACUCCUCUGUUCCCCACUGAAUAACAUGAUCAUCUUAGCAUCUCCUACUACCUGAAAUAGUUGCAAAGAGGACAAAAGAACACCUUCAGUUGUUUGAGCUUUUUAAAAUGAAAAAUGAAAUUUAGUAUGAAUUGUAGUACUUGCAUUUCUGCUUUUUCAUUUCCUUCCUAUGGGUAAGAAUUUUGCAGUCUUGUGAAGAAGCUGACUAACCGCAGUUGUUCAAGGUAUGAAGACAAGUUAAAAUAUGGAUCGUCUGAAAUAUGUUUAAAAGCAGUAGAAAGGAAUUCGGAUUGCUUUGGUCUUUCUUGGUUUGGCAACUUUCAGUCAAAGUUUGUCUACAGGGAUCAGGGAAAGAGAGGGGAAAAAAUGUGGGAGCCUCUGAUGGUAAGAACAGUGCUGCUGACAUUUUUCCAGUUGCCCUCAUGCAUGGAGCAUGAACCUUUAAGAAUGAUGACUACAGUACACAAAUAUGUCUGAUUCAGAGCCUGUUUGUCUUGCUACUUCUAGGAAAAGGGGUGCACUUUGAAACUUGUGUAAAAGUUCUUUUUAAACAGACUCUAGUUGUUACUAAUUUGGACUUUUUAAAUAUAUUUUAAUAACUAAAUUUUUUACUACUGCUUUCAGUAGUCAUUUCAUUUCAGAGAGUUGUGUUAUUUAGGCUGAGUCUGUUUGGAAUAUCUUCUGCCACUAACUGAUUAUAAAUUGCACUUUAAAACCAGUCCACUAGUAAUUCUUACUGAUUCCAUAAUAUGUUUUACUGCGUAGUUCUCAGUUCAUAGGCAGCUGUAUUUUGAGAGACUUGAGAAGAAAGUUGUAACUGACUGCUUAGUCUGCAGCAAAUGCCAGCUCUAGGUAAGGCUAAGGCAAGCCUUACCAGGGCUCCUACACGUUCACUCCAUUUAAAAAAACAAAGUUUAUUCCUUUGGUUUGCUUCUGUAAUUGGACACUAGAAAGGAAUUCCAGACUUAAGUAGUUCACUGCUGUGUGGUUCCUUCAUGAUAAUCAGAGUAAAUAUAUGUAGAUUCCCCCCAACACACAGAAGUUCAUGCAGCUUUGCCAUGGAAGCUUCACUGAGCAGUAGACUUUAUUUAGGCAAUGCUUGACUUUUUCUAAUUUACAUUGUAAUGGGAAGUUACUUUCAGUGUAAGUUGUAAAAGCAACAAUUUAGAAUUAGGAUAACCUUGAAUGCAGAGUUACAACUAUGCAUUUUUUAAAUAUGUAGUAGGGGCGGAAAUGCCCAUUACUAUCAGAGUGUGUCUGAUACAAAAUUUAUAAGAAUUACUGGAUAGAUGUUACAUUGGUUUUGUACCACAAUGGAAAAAGUGUACUUGAUACAUAUGGAAAGAAGGGUCAAGACCUCACCAAAAGAUAAACUUCUAUAGAAGACUGAGUAAUAGGCAUGAUACUCUAAGCAGAACUUAAACCUUGAAUUUAUAUCUCUUCACUUCUGAUUUUUGAAGUUGACUGAAUUUCUAUUUUUAGCUAGUAGAUACUGAGCAAGCCAAUAUCCUGCUCCAUGCAUGUUUACCUUGGGGCACAAAGAUUACCUCAUAACAGUUCUUCCAUACAGAGUACACCUAGAAGGCAUUGCAAGUGUACAUUGUG
Molecule: messenger RNA, 3985 nt
Organism: Serinus canaria (Common canary)
Lineage: Eukaryota; Metazoa; Chordata; Aves; Passeriformes; Fringillidae
Gene: RPAP2
Product: RNA polymerase II associated protein 2
Exons: 12
Coding region: 30-1841 (603 amino acids)
Cellular component (GO): nucleus; cytoplasm
Molecular function (GO): RNA polymerase II CTD heptapeptide repeat phosphatase activity; RNA polymerase core enzyme binding
Source: RefSeq, a predicted model, not a curated record